Molecule: messenger RNA, 3057 nt
Organism: Exaiptasia diaphana
Lineage: Eukaryota; Metazoa; Cnidaria; Anthozoa; Actiniaria; Aiptasiidae
Exons: 10
Coding region: 345-2609 (754 amino acids)
Source: RefSeq, a predicted model, not a curated record
CAUAGAUUAAUACUCAAAUUACUAAGAGGUGCUUCACAAAAGAUAUACACGUUUUGGCAUAUUCAUAACGUCAUGGAGGGAUGUCGAAAAUCUAAAAAAAAAAAUCAAAUAAACUUGAUCAUGAUGUUCCGGAAACGUUGCAAUUCGUGCAAAGUCGAUCUAAAAACUAUAGAGGGUUUUAAGCUUCAAUUACAUUUAUUUCCUUUUUUCACGGAAUCUAAUAGCAACUUCCGCUAUUGCUGAAUCAUUUACUACUAUUUCCAUGACCUCUACUUAGAUCAAUACUCAAAUUACUAAGAGGUGGACAAUAAAAGACAUGCACGUUUUGGCAAAUUCAUAACGUCAUGGAGGGCAGUGGAAAAUCUAAAACGAGUUGUAUACUUCAGCUUGGUGUAUUGCUGAAUUUAGCCCUGACAUUACUGUCUGUGGGGUAUUUGACUUACAGAGUGCAUACUUUGGAUGAACGAAUCGUUCGAUGCGAGCAAAUCAAGAAAACAGAACCAGACGCUAUUGUACAUAAAAAUCGCUUGCCAAGAGCGGCUAACAAUGGCUCGAGAGAUCCAACGAGUGCUUGUACCAAAUGCAGAGAUCUCUGUAUGCAAAUCUUCUCGUCCAGGUCAUCCAAAAAGUUAAAAUCGUCAAAACCAUCAAGUAAACCAGUUUGUGCCAGAGGCCCACCAGGAGCACCGGGUCCACAAGGGCCGAAAGGUCCAAGCGGACAAAGGGGACGACGUGGUAAACGAGGGUUUCGAGGAUCUCCAGGAAUACAAGGUCCACCUGGACUACCAGGUCCGCAGGGACCGAGGGGAGUGCCAGGAACAGCGCUCUCUGGAAACCCUUCUAUUGUCGAUUCCCUUGCUCUUCCAAAAAUAACCAAAAGACCUCCAUCUGUUCUUGUUACCAAAGAAGGCGAUAAUGUGGUCAUUCCGUCUAAAGCCUCUGGUUUUCCUAAUCCUAGAAUCUCGUGGUACAAAGACAACAAGAAAGUAGACGAGCGAUUCUAUGCAACUGGUGCUCUACGAAUAAACAAUGUCAAGUUCGAAGACCAUGGAGUUUACUUAUUAAAAGUAAAGAAUUUCAUUGGUCAAGCAACAGCGAAAAUGAAACUUGUUGUAAAUGUUGCUCCAAAAUUCGUGGUUCUGCCUCCACUUUACGUCGCUGGUUACGAAGACUGGAACACAACCUUCACAUGCAAUAUAUUUGGGUUUCCUCCUCCGAGGAUCGAGUGGACACGAGCACAGAAAGCCAUGCCUAAAGGACGCCAUGUAAAAUAUGAUAACAGCCUUAUUAUCAUGAAUACAAAGAGUGAGGAUAAGGGACCCUACAUGUGCAGGGGCAUUAAUAACCAAGGAAACGUGUUUGCCAUGGUAGUGCUAAAUGUUUAUUCUGUCAUUGCUCCAGCCAUCGUUCAAUCCUCCGCUAAUAAUGUUACCGUAUACAAAGUCUUGAGUCGCGUUAAAUUAAACUGUUCAGCAACUGGAUCACCGCUGCCAACGAUCGAGUGGAGCAAAGAUGGACUAGCUUUAUCUGUAAACACUACAGUUCGCCAGACCAAUAAAGAAACUAUAGGCGAGUUGGUCAUUGAUUCGUUCAUGCCUSAAGACCAAGGACGAUACAAAUGCUUUUUUAGAAACUACGACAAUGGAACGGCCGAAAGUACAAUACAAGUCUCACUAAUGAGCUGUGGUGAUCCUGGAAAACCAUUGAAUGGCUACCGUACUGGCAAUGAGUUCUGGGCUGGAAAUAUGGUAGUUUAUACUUGUGAUCCUGGUUACUACUUGGUGGGACCAUCCAACCGACUUUGUCUGGAAAAUGGUGCGUGGAGUAACUCCAUUCCAUCAUGUCGUCGUCUUUGUCCCGAUAUCGUACCUCCUGAGAAUGGAUACAUUGUAAGUGAUUUCCUGGCCAACAGCACUCUUACUUUCCAUUGUAAACCCGGUUACUGGGUCAGUGGGAACCGCAACUUGUUAUGCGAUCCCAACACAGGGAGCUGGACAGAUUGGAAAGGAAAUUUUCCUACUGAAAAACCUCAGUGUAUAAAACAUACAUUGAAUUCAAACAUCCUAAAAAAUCGAGAGGAUUAUUAUGAAUUAAUGACAGAAUGGCUGGCUCCAGUGACAAAUAACCCAAUAAGAUGGGUACCAUGCUAUCAAAGCAGACUUCACGGAUGGGCCAGUAAGACAUUCCAUUCUUAUUGUGAUGGUAAAGGACCGACUAUUACAAUCAUCAAAGUGAACAAAUACAUAUUUGGAGGCUAUACAGACGUCAGCUGGCAUACCAAAGGGUCUUACAGCAAAUCAGUCAACUCGUUCCUGUUUUCAUUCGUAAACAAAGAUAACUUGAAGCCAUUUAAAAUGAAAGUUUUCAAAUCACAGAAUGCAAUUUAUGGAGGUAGCAGCUACGGGCCAAUGUUUGGAGGCGGUCAUGACAUAUAUAUUAGUAAUAAUGCUGGUAGCAACACAUACUCCUCUACGAACCUUGGACAUAGCUAUGUACUGAUUAAGGGCUACACAGCUGGAUCAACUAAAGCAAGGAACCUUCUUGCAGGAUCGUACAACUUUCAGCCAGACGAGAUCGAAGUGUUUCGGCAAGAUGGCUUAGACGUUUAGGUGAAAGAAACUCUAACAAAACACAGGGAUCCCACAUAAUAUAUCGAUGCCACUUUUAACACAUACGAUAUUUUCAGGAAAUGGACUUAUCGAAUAACGCGUUGCUAUAAACGUUUCCAUCCAGUUCAGACCACCCGGUAGUAAGUCUUAUUGUUUCUUCGUAUUUUCAUUUCACAGCUGAAUUCUUAGAAACAAAAGUUUUUUUUUCGCACAUGAUUUGAAUUGGGUGGUAACGCACACGGUAACGCGUAGGCCGAUUUGGUCUAUGCAUUGCAGUUGUGAUAAGUGGGCAAUUUGCAUAUUGGUAGUAUCGGUAGUAAAUGUAUGGAGCAACUAGUUAUCCUUUAGUUUUUUUCUUAAUUUUAAAAAUGUUUAAUUCUCUCGUUUGAUAUCAAAUUAUAUAGAAUUUAAAUAAAUUCAAAGCAGUAAAGUUAAAUUAAGCAAAUUA